Molecule: messenger RNA, 2434 nt
Organism: Thunnus maccoyii (southern bluefin tuna)
Lineage: Eukaryota; Metazoa; Chordata; Actinopteri; Scombriformes; Scombridae
Exons: 7
Coding region: 332-988 (218 amino acids)
Molecular function (GO): zinc ion binding
Source: RefSeq, a predicted model, not a curated record
CAGCCGCUCAGAAACGAACCGCCAUGUUACCGAAGACUCACAAACUAGCAGUGGGAGAUGGAGCCAGGUGUUUGGCAGCAGCAGAGUGUUCAGGUGUAACUGUGCCGGUGAUGGGACAUGACGAGCAGCCGCAGAUGAAGGAUGAGGCGUGGAGGAUUUUGGGAAGAGGAGCACCCCACGACCUGCUCCCUCAAGAAUACCCCCACUGAUCUAGAGCAGCGCGAGAAAACAGAGGAAUGUUGACAGGAAGUGGAGGAAACUGCUUGUAUCUGGAAACACUUAGAAGUGAACACAAGAAGUCGUCUCUCAGGAGUGAAAAGAAGAGUGAAAUAUGAGCAGUGAGUACCAGCCACUGUCUUCAGCAGAAUCCUGCAAAAGUUUAUUCAUAGACGUGUCAGAGUGCUUUAUAUGCAGGGAUGUUGAACUUCGAGCCAGUGACCCACUGAGGAAUUUCUGUGACUGCAAGAAUUUACUUGCCCAUCACGUGUGUCUAUCCACAUGGAUCCAGAGGGGAUGUGGGAGCGCAGACAGGCUGCGAUGCAUCGUGUGCAAAGCCAAGUACCAGCUUCAGAGGAGAUCUCCAUGGCGAUCGGUGAGCGUCCAGUGGCAGACGUGGCUUGUGCUGAUCAUUGCGUUUGUUUUGCUGGGACUGGUGCCUUAUCUUGUUCAUUGCAUGAUGACCGCCUUCACCGACCCUCCUCCUCCCAGCACCUUUAAAGUGGCAGCAGCCUCUUUUGGUCUGCUAACAGAGAUCCUCCUGAUCAAGUGUCUGUCCAGUUACCUCAGCAGCCGUUACCGGCAGGCCGAGCAGAGCUCCUUCACAGUCCAGGCCAGAGGUUGUAAAGAGGACAGAACAAGCCUGGGCCCCUGGGAUCAGUCUGAGGCAGCUUCAGCAGCGGCAGGUCACGCUUCAUCAGCAGCCUCACCCAGUCAAGUGGAGGAGAGGAAAGUGGAUGUGGUGAAGAGUGGAUGUCUCUGCUUUUUCUAAACCUUCAACAGAAUGAGUUUACAGAAUAGAGGGUGAGAGUAAAUCCUUUGGGUAUUACAAUGUGUCUAACAGCCAUUUGAGAUAUCACAUCAGUUUAUCAGCGUGGCGUUUAUGAGAUCUUACACUUUAAAACCUAUUUUCAAGGUGUCAAACAUUCUUGUUUUCCUCUAUGUCAAACCCUUACACUCUUACUUUAUUCAGUGGAUAUAUUCUCACAUGUUGCAAAUUGAUGAUAAGGAAGAGAACGCACGCAGCUUGCAUGAGUGUGUUCAGGCUCCAAGAGAAAAAAAAGCCUGAAAUCACUCUCUUUCCUUAAUGAUGCCCACACAGAGACAAUGGGGCGCCGCUCUGAUUAGUGUCACCUGUCCUUGUGCAUCUCAUCAGCUCCAUUAUGGCUGCAUCUCCCAUGCCUCUUCUGCUAAUUGAAUAGCCUGUGAAGUGGUGACGAGGACGGGGGCGAGAGCAACGUCUGUGCCGCUGCUGCUUCAGAAAUGAGAGUAAAGCUUCCCAGUGAGACACUAGUUCUUAAAACAUAAACCGUUAUCAUACAGAUAGAAAAAGUGCUAACAAGUAGCCCUCAUGUUAUAUUACAAUCAUAUCGUCUACAGAUUAUGGUCAUAUACAACAGCUUUGAAUUAACAUCUACUGUAUGUUUUGGGGGAGAUGCAAUGCCGUAUUACACAUAUAUUCAGUUUAUCAGACAGAGCGUUCAUACUGGACGUAGCCAUAAGACAUACACUGAUUAACUGGCAACUAAAGUAUGGGUUAAUGUAUAGUUAAAGUUAGGAAACAGAACAUUUAAUUCAAGGAUAAAGCUGGCAUUAUUCUAUAGGGGCUUUUUCUUUGGUACUAUUUUCAGUUGCAAAUUAAUACACAUUUUAUGCUUUAUAACUUCCAGCAGCAGGAUGGUGUAUGUAGAAUUGAGUCAAAAUAAACUAUCACGGUAAUGCAGUUAUAUGUCAUCCAUGCAACAGUAUGGCUCCAGCAAUGUAGUAUUGUAAUUUCAUAAAACUGGGGGACUCAAAAAGAAAGGUCACGAUUGAUGCAGUAGUGGUAGAGAUAUCCUGAUCUUUUGUCUCUAGUAUGGGUUAUUCUCCAAAAACACUGGUUCCUACAUUUCCCUUCUACAUUUUAACUAAUAGCACCUUCUUGUUAGAACGUCCUUGCUCAGUAAAUGCUCAUUACUCCAGUUUGUAACACCGGCUUUCUGUUAUAAAGUUAUAGUCUACAAGCCCAAACUGAUUACCUUGAUGAGAUCAUCAUGGGUCAUUUUGUCAGACCUGACAGAGCUCCUCCAGAGCCACAGAGGACAUUAGACAACCGUUUUUACAGGAGUCUCCCUUUAAUGCAUAAUGGUUUUUUUUAUAAAUGUCUUUAUAAAUGUAUUCCAUAGGAAAAUGUCUUGUAUAUUAAGUAAUUAUAUUGAUUAAUAAAAUAAAAACUGAG